Messenger RNA from Myxocyprinus asiaticus (Chinese sucker), 8229 nucleotides. Its product is annotated as hypermethylated in cancer 2 protein. The record is from RefSeq and is a predicted model, not a curated record. Gene Ontology annotation, molecular function: DNA-binding transcription factor activity, RNA polymerase II-specific; protein binding; RNA polymerase II cis-regulatory region sequence-specific DNA binding. Bases 120 to 1784 code for a protein of 554 amino acids. The transcript is spliced from 2 exons. Gene Ontology annotation, biological process: regulation of transcription by RNA polymerase II. NCBI's taxonomy places the organism in Eukaryota, Metazoa, Chordata, Actinopteri, Cypriniformes, Catostomidae. Gene Ontology annotation, cellular component: nucleus.
CACGAGCUCUCAAGGCAAGAUGGCGUUUGGAAAGCUGUGAGAUGUGAAAACAGGAUGGCUGUUUGAAGAGCUUCUGUCGAUGCAUCAAGGUUUUUUAGGUGAAGAAAAAGAAGUUGGAAAUGGAAUUGCCAAAUCAUGCCAAACAAUUGCUGCUGCAGCUGAACCAACAAAGAGCCAAAGGUUAUCUGUGUGAUGUGAUCAUAGUUGUAGAAAAUGCCCUUUUUCGGGCACACAAGAACAUCCUGGCAGCCAGCAGUAUUUAUUUCAAAUCCCUUAUCCUUCAUGACAACUUGAUUAACCUCGACACGGACAUGGUCAACCCGUCGGUUUUCCGGCAGGUUCUAGACUUCAUUUACACUGGCAAGCUUUUGUCCACCGAUCAGUUCAGUGACCACAAUUUCAAUGCCCUUCUCACAGCAGCAAGCUACCUCCAACUUCAUGACCUGGCUGCUCUCUGCAGAAAGGAGCUUAAGCGCAAUGGAAGAUCCCUUCUUAAUAAACCCACAACUCCUACCAAUGGAAGAACUUCUAGGAACCAAAGGUUGUCCUCUACGCCUGUAACUCUAAACCAAAUGUCUGGGUUAAAAGACAGUGAGAAGACAAAGAAGCACAAGGAGUUACUCAAAGACGACUUGUCUGAGGAUGAGAUUUUUGUGAGAAAUUCCGCAAGUCCCUCUACGAGUAAAAAUGGAAGCAACGGUAACAGCAGUUGUGGCAUGCAGGCACUUGGCCUAGACCUUUCCAAGAAAAGCCCCUCAGGGAGCACAGCCACCGAAGAAGUAAGUCCCAGCAGUAUCCCACAAGAAUCACCUCAGUCUGCCUCAGAAUCCACAGCCAACAGUGCCUCAUUCGAUGAGAACACCAACACACAGAACCUCACUGGGGGAGAACCCAUGGAGCUUGGUGGAGGAGAAUGUGAAGAGAGCCAACCACUUCUGGACAUGGACCAGCAUAAAAGUUCCCGUCAGGUUGCACGGCAGAGGCGGAAACCCAAGAGUGAAGGCAAAAAAGGUGAAGACCCGGAUCGAGGGCCUUUACUCAAUGGAGUUGCCAAAAGAAUAAAUGUGGCUGGUGAAAGACUCCCUGGUGGAAAUGGCAACUCCGAGAUCUCCUUCCAGUGCAAAGAUGAGGAAGACGGUUUAGAAAAUGGGCAAGAGCACAGUGAAGAGAGCGGACAGAGUGAGAGCGAAGGUGGGCGGAAUAGUGCCAAUUACGUCUAUCGCCAGGAAGGCUUCGAGCCUGCCCUCGGUGACAACCUUUAUGUUUGUAUACCCUGUGGUAAAGGGUUCCCAAGCUCUGAGGAGCUCAAUACCCAUGUGGAGACCCAUACAGAGGAAGAGCUGUACAUCAAAGAGGAGGAGGAUGACUCUUAUCCAAAGGAAGAUGAAAUAGAAGCGGAAGACUUGUCUUCGCAAAUAACACAUGUCCACGGUACCGAGUCGCGUCGCUUCAGCUGCUCGGUCUGCAACAAGAGCUACAAAGAUCCUGCCACUCUCCGUCAACACGAGAAGACCCACUGGCUCACCCGUCCCUUCCCCUGCAAUAUCUGCGGCAAGAUGUUCACCCAGCGUGGCACCAUGACGCGCCACAUGCGCAGCCAUCUGGGGCUGAAGCCCUUCGCCUGCGAUGAGUGUGGCAUGCGCUUUACCCGGCAAUACCGGCUCACAGAGCACAUGCGGGUCCACUCAGGUGAGAAGCCGUAUGAAUGUCAGCUAUGUGGGGGCAAGUUUACCCAGCAGCGUAACCUCAUUAGCCACUUACGGAUGCAUACCUCCCCGUCAUAAGCCAAAGACUCCUUGAACAGGAGACCCUCAGCAAAAAGAGACCACGCACACCUCUUACACUGUAAGGAACAAAUAACCCAAAGCUGGAUUCUCUUCUGCUGUAAACUAGACUAGAGGAGCCAUUCAAACAAGGAGCCCCAACAAUGGAUUAAAAGAUUAAAACAAUCGGUAUGAUUUGAUAGGCUUAUGAUUUUUGUUUUAAUUUAGCUGUGAAUGUAAAACUGGGAUACUGAUGCUGUUGUAUGAUUCCAUGGGAUGUUCAGACCACUGUCAACCACAGCAAUCUAUGCGUUGGUUUUAUAAGUCUCAAGUCCAUGUGGUCUGUCUUGAUUGUUAUUUUAGUAUCCCCGAGCAUAUUCCUUCUUUCCUUUCUUGGUCUUUUAAAGAAUAUCGCUCAUGGCCUGAGCAGAGUUCUGGUGGUAUAUAUUAUGUAGAACUCUCAACAAGGUUUAGGCAACAACCAGGUUAUUCUGUGCGCAUCAAUGUAUUGUGAAUUCAAAAGUUUAAAAUUCUUUGAAGUGUCUCUAAGGGUCUCAAAAAUAGUCUUGUCAGACUUGCGAGAUAGCUUGUCUGUAAUCAUUUGUGUGGUAUUUCAUGAAAGCUUUGUGUAUGCAACCAAACAUUUCCCAGUAUGCCUACUCCGUACCUCGUACCCAUUGGCUUAUUCUGGCUGUAGCUGGGAAACUAUCUUUAAGUUUUGGACUGUAUCAUGAGCUUCUGUGGAUCAUCAACAGAGAUAUUGGAGCUUUUGAGAUUGGUGUAACCUUGCUGUGUCCCACCUACAUCUGGACGUAAGCCAAAGGCAACUUGGUGACGAAAGGCCAUGGGCGUCCUUUAAGCCACAUCGUUUACUCUCAUAGUAUAUAGAGGUUUUUACUCUCAAAGAAAAGCCAAACUUAAAGGUACUUGUUUUUAGAUUUACUUUAGAUAACUUAUUGAUAAGCUUCUGUGAAUGUUUUAACUGGAAGUUCUUUUGAUAUUUCUUUUGGGAUCAGAGAGGGUUGGGUUGGUUGGAGUGAUGGGUCGGGUAGCAUUCAUUUUAGUGAUGUUGAACUUCAAAAUUCUGUUGGUACUAUUAAUUUACACUUAUUAGUUACGUUUUUCCCUUCACAAAAAAAAAAGAAAGAAAGGCAAGCACGUACGGUCUUGUCACAUUGCUACCUCUUAAUUCUUGAGAACAAUACAUUCAUUGGACAUAUGGAGGUCUCUGAAUAUAGAUGUAUAAAGUUUGCUGAGGCUUUUAAAGUAGUUGUAACGUACCCAUCAACAAAGGUUUUAAGUUUUGAAAGCAUUAACGUAGAACUUAGCUUAUUUGGGUGUAUGUAUUUAAGGUAUUGAAAAAUGUUAUGUCAGAGAAAUCCAAAGAGAAAUUGUAAUAUUGGGGAGAAUGGCUUACCAACAGAUGUUUCCUGUAGAAUAUCCCAACCAAAGGUUUUAGAUUACAUUGCAGGAGGUAAGGAUGUCAUUUUUGUCUUUUAGCUCUUGACAAAGAGCAAUGUAUUGGGGCGUUAGUUUGUACUUGACAUUUACUUAAAAAAAAAAAAAAAAAAACCAAUGAACUUACUUCUGGUGGCUUUCCAUUUUUCGAAGUUUACAAUAGUUUCUCAAUAGUGUCUUUCUGUUUCUUACUUUGUCUGCAGAGGGACUUUGAAAAACUUCAGAAGGACUAAUUAAUUUGAGGUCAGACCAAGAGAAAACAAUAAUUAUGAGUAGCGGGUUUUAUAGGUUAUUGUGUUACAUGUCGACCAUACUUGGAAAGCUUACUGAAUGAGGAAAUAAUGCACUGGAUUGCUUUGUAGCCAUCAGAACUCCAAAAAACCUUGUUGUAAAAUGAUGCUGUCACAUGGCAUCGCAUAAAAAAACAUUAUCAUUUAUUCAUUCGAGAUAUAGGUAUUAUGUGAAGUAUGCAUGUUGAAAAAGUAUUUUUUGGUUAUUACAAAUGCUGGUAAUUGUGAUGGGUGAAUGUUACAUUGUCAGUGUUAGGUAAACGCUGAUGUAUGUAUUUAUCGUUCAGUGCUGAAAUUCCUUGCUGCCAUCAUCUUCAUUUCAUUAGUUACAGAUUACGUUUUUUUUCGCCAAUCCAAGUGCAUCACAUUCCAUGUGUAAAUCUUAGCCUACUUAAUGUCUUAAUGGCAUUCCUUUUUUGGGUUGUUUUUUUUCUGGUUCUUUCUCCAAAGUCCUGUGUUUGGGUUCGCUAACGAUGAACUUAGGGGUGAAGCUAUAGUCAUGUUAAAAGGAGCAUUGUUUACACUUUUUCCUGGAAUCCGAUUUUUUAUUUUUUUUUUUUUAUUAUUAUUCUCCUUUUAAUUUAAAUUAGUCUCAGUUAGUUUAUACAAGUCAAAACACUGGAGACAUUUGUACUGUGCUUAUUUCACCUGAUUCCAUUUCUAUGAAAUAUUACUGAUUGCCACAUGUACAAAAGUGGUCAAAAUGUUUGUUAUUGAUUAGAGAUGUUUCAUUACAGUAUUGCGCACCAAAGGAAACCAAAAUAGACAAUUAUAUUUAACUUUAAAUGAAUGAUGGUCACCAAUAGAGGUAGAACGAUAUAUCGGUUUUUUUCAAUUAGUCGGUGCAAAUAGUUGCUUUUUGGAAUUAUCAGUUAUCGGCAAAAAUCUGUGCCGAUAGUUGCUGAUAGUUUUUUUUAAUAAUUUUUUUAAUUUUCAAAAUAAGAGCCCCCGUUGUGUUUUGAGCUUGAUUAUACUUAAAAUUCCUGCGUUAUGCACCAAAUCGUGUUUUUUGUUUUGUUUUUUUUUGUUGUUUUUUUUUUUUUGGUUAAUAUUGGGAUUUUGGUUGAACAAUAAACCGCAUAUGGGAUUUAAUUAAUUUUGGACUCUUUUUCUGUGCCCGCCAUAGUAAGAAAAAUAAGAUUUUUUUUUGACGUUCUAUAAAUCGAUUUUUAAAAACUAUCGGCCAUUUAAUCAUUUGUCGGCCUUUCCUACCACCUUAGUUAUUGGUAUCUGCAAAAUCCACUUUUGGUCGACCUCUGGUCACCAAUAAGUCUUAAUUUUCUUAUACAUUCAUAUCUUGGAUAUUAAAGUGUUCAGAGUUUGUUUUGUUACAGUCUAAUGAUAAGUGCGCUCUGGCGUUGAUACACCCCUCAACUCAGGAAGACUAUUUUUAUCACUUUUUAUGUACUAAAUAGGAUUCCAGGAAACAAUUCCCAUUGAUAUCUUGCUAAUUUACAAGUACUUAAUUAGAACAACUUAUAAGAACUGAUGUCUUGGGUUGAUAAAAUGCUCUAUUGUCGAUUCCAGCAAUUUGUGACUAUAGCUGAGAGAACUGGGAGAGUUGAAAAAGGAUGACAAAAAGUUUCAUACUGUGACAAUAAUGUUUCUACUUCAAAUCUUCAGGGAUAGUUCUGCAUAUUUUGAAAUGUGGAGCUUUCAUCUACAUUUGUAAGACUGUGUCAAUACUGUGUCAAUUUCUGUAUUUUAAUGAAUGAAAAGCAAAACACUAGUUUCCUACUAAAUACAUUUUACGAGUGUGUUUCCAUUUCAAAACGCCUUCAAAAAAAAAAAAAAAAAAAAAAAAGCCAGAGAUGUACGUGGAAAACGUUUACUUUUAAGUUCUAGUGUUUGUUUGUUUUUUGUUGUUUUUUUAGGAAAAAAUUCUAGUAAGUGCAAAAUGUAUAAACGCAUAAGAUAAAAGCUCAUACCCAAAUUUUCAGACUAUUUUCUAAACCAAAGCACAUUUUGAAUGAUUGAUUAAUUGACCGCUUGUCUGACAUAAAGAUACUUGUGUAUAAUAUCUCAUUGUUUACAUAAACUCUUACAGUUGCAGACCUCAGGUGAGGGGAGGCCAGUUUAAAUGUGCUUCUGUGUAGGUCACCACCAGGUUUAAAACGAAAGUGAAACAAAUUGUAUCUGUGUCUUACCCUUUGAACGUAGCUUAAAGCUUUGAUUUGGCUGCUACUUUAUAGGUUUGACCACUCGCUUUACGAUUGGCCCUUUAAAAUGUGCUGAGACAUCCCUUAUGAAAAUCAUAUCAUCAUUGAAAUCAAUAUUUGUAUGAAUCUGCUGCUUUUUUGUUUUUAAAUAUGUAAAUACGCAUGAAUAACUACAUACACAUUUACCUCAAAGUAACUUUUUAGGACUUGCUGCAUAUAUAGUAUAUAUAAAUAAAUAUAUUUUAUUUUGUAUUUUUUCGAGAGAUUAAUCUCCCUUUAUUUUUUUCCUUUUGUCUUUUGUUUUUCAUUUGUAUGUAUUCUGAGCUGCCUGUUUUUAUUUUGUCCACAAAAGAAGCAAGUUAAAAAAGCGACUGGCCUCUCCUCUCUCAUCAUUGGUGCAAACACUUACUGACAGUGUUCACUUUUUAUAUCAAAUGUCUAUUGUCAGUGAUGAAUGUAUUUAUUUGAUCCUGUUUUCACUUUUUAAAGAGUUCACUUUGGGUGAGACAAGGUGUUUUCAGGGUCCGAGUUUAUUCUGUUGUAGUAAGCCGAGCGAAAAUAAAAAUAAAUGACACAAAGCUUAGAACAUUUUCAAACCUGUGAAGAUAUAGACAUGAGGAAUGUAUUUCUCCCAUGAAGUGUCCGUCAUAAACAUGGUUUUGUAAUCUUCACUCAUUCAAAGCAUGCAUAUGCUCUCGAUCAUGCAUUUUUCUUGUCAUGGACACUUUGAAAGUCUGUUUGUUGAUUUUAAAUGAUCUCUGUGUCUGUACGCCUCUGCCUGCCGAUACAGGAAGGUAUCGUUUAGAAUUGUGUCAAAGGCAUUCAAGGUUAUGUUUUUCUGUACCGAAAGCUCCGGUGUUGUCACGUGCUAUUAUUCAAGGCCGUUCAAUUCAGUUUUCUUUCUUUGGGGGAGUUUAUCUAAUGCCCAAGUGAGCCAAAGGUUUUUCUUAAAAAUACUCAAAAUCAAACAAUACAUUUAUCCAUGUCUUGUAACUAUAAGAUCAAAUAUCUUUAAGCUUUAUAAAAUGCACUUUUCUACGUUCACACUGAUGACUUGUAGAUCUAGGCGAUGCACCUUUAUCAGUUGUUUUAAAUUGAAAAUGUCUACUUCAGCUGCGAAGCUUUAACCCUUGUGCGACCUUCAGGACAUUUUUGUCUUUUUCAUUUUAGUUUUUUCGAUCAUUUUGGCUGUGUUAAUGCCAACGUCAUACAUUUUGCCAAAGGUGUGUAUUUUGGGGGGAAAUAUUGAUAUUUCAACCUCAGUUCCUAUAAUACACUGUGUACACAAAAUAGUUACACUCAGGACCUUCAGGACAAAAAUGUCCCCAUUGAAACCCAUUAAAACUGCGAUAUUUGAUCCCAGUGCCAUUAAAGCAUAAAAUCAUGAAUUCUGUGAUAUUAUGCUUUCAUUCCAGAGUCCUGGCUUCCAAAUUUACAUUUUUAAUAUUUUCCACCAGAUGGCGCCAUUUUUCUCAUGUUUAGCCUAUGGAGCAAAUACAAGCUUUUCCCCCAUUUUCUGUUUGCUAGAGCAAAUGUGGGCCAAUUGAACAAAUGAUGCAGCUAAAAUUGUGUGGGUGUGUUGGUAUGGAUGUCAGAGUGUAUUUGUAUGUGUGUAUUGAGAAAUUUGUGUGUGUGUAAAAAAAAAACAACAGUGGCAUUAUGUAAACAAACAUUUGGCAUUUAAUGGGUUAAAAUCCUGAAAAUGAAUAUUUAGUAGUUAUGAUCAGGACUGAUGUUGGUUAAGUCAGUAAAAGUGGAAAAUAAUAUUAAUAUAGAAUAUUUUUAUGGCAGUUUUUUGACGUGGACAUUUUUGUCCUCGAAGGACCUCCUGAGUAACUUUUUUUUAUUGACGCACAAGGGUUAAGUAAACUCAAAGAUUAACGACAGAAUAUAAAAUAUCUCACACUUGUUUGCUGCUAAUGUUAAGUUUUGUCUGAUUAUUCUACAUAUCCCGUAGAGUAUUAUGCUUCAGAAGAUUGCCUUCGUCAAUAUAACUGGUAAGUAAGCAUUCAGUGGGACCUCAAGUUACCAAAUCAACCCAAACUAACUAAACCAAAGCCAGAUUUACAAGCAUGUGCAUAGCAGGUGGGCAUUUUUCCAUAUGUUUUUACUUGUAUGCAAUAUCACAUUGAAACGCUCUACUAGCGCAAGUCAUACUGCUAGCCUGUCCAACCCCCUUUACAAUACAUUUUUGAUCUUAAUAAUCAUUCCAAUAACUUCAUACAUAAAUAUUUAUUCUCACAGCUUUGUCAGUAUUUUAAGACAUUGAGAAGUUUUGUGCUCUUGUGUAUAAAGACAAGUCACCUUUUUUGAUUAUUAGUUCAAAUAAUUGUGUUUAUUGAUCAGCCUUGAACACGGCUUGCAGACAACACCGCGGUUUCACAUUCCAACUCCUCGAAGAGCUUGUAUUCAGGUCAGAGCUACAUGCGGCAUGCAGCUCAAAUUCUGUGUCAUGUGAAUAAAACACGGUGUACAGAGCUCAUCUUACAUUCACAGUCUUAAUGUACAGCUACGAGAACUCAUUUUAGAAUCUUUUCAUUAAAAUCUUGAUCAAAACAA